Molecule: messenger RNA, 3025 nt
Organism: Zalophus californianus (California sea lion)
Lineage: Eukaryota; Metazoa; Chordata; Mammalia; Carnivora; Otariidae
Product: BEN domain-containing protein 5
Exons: 10
Coding region: 154-1749 (531 amino acids)
Biological process (GO): proteolysis; negative regulation of DNA-templated transcription
Molecular function (GO): zinc ion binding; metallocarboxypeptidase activity; DNA binding
Source: RefSeq, a predicted model, not a curated record
CAGGAACAAUAACAGUGGGGGGAGCCCGGGUCCCGGGGAGCCGCCCCCGCCCCCCGGCCCGGCCGCGCGGCUCGCGCCCCCCGCCGGGUCCCCACCUCCGCGCCCGCCCCGCGGGCUGACCGGCCCGACCGGGGCCCGCCCCCGGCGCCCACCAUGUACGCCUUUGUGCGGUUCCUGGAGGACAACGUCUGCUACGCGCUGCCAGUGUCGUGCGUGCGCGACUUCAGCCCCCGCUCGCGGCUGGAUUUUGACAACCAGAAGGUGUACGCCGUGUACCGGGGCCCGGAGGAGCUGGGCGCCGGGCCCGAGAGCCCCCCGCGCGCCCCCCGCGACUGGGGCGCGCUGCUGCUCCACAAGGCCCAGAUCCUGGCGCUGGCAGAAGACAAAUCUGACCUUGAAAACAGUGUGAUGCAGAAGAAAAUAAAAAUCCCCAAACUUUCUCUCAAUCACGUAGAAGAAGAUGGGGAGGUUAAAGAUUAUGGGGAAGAAGAUUUACAGCUUAGACACAUCAAGAGACCCGAGGGGCGGAAGCCGAGCGAAGUGGCGCAUAAGAGCAUUGAGGCCGUGGUGGCCCGGCUGGAGAAGCAGAACGGCCUGAGCCUGGGCCACAGCACGUGUCCAGAGGAGGUCUUCGUGGAGGCCUCGCCGGGCACGGAGGACAUGGACAGUCUGGAGGAUGCCGUCGUGCCCCGGGCUCUGUACGAGGAGCUGCUGCGCAAUUACCAGCAGCAGCAGGAGGAGAUGCGCCACCUCCAGCAGGAGCUGGAGCGGACUCGGAGGCAGCUGGUCCAGCAGGCCAAGAAGCUCAAGGAGUACGGGGCACUCGUGUCGGAAAUGAAGGAGCUCCGCGACCUCAACCGGAGGCUCCAGGACGUGCUGCUCCUAAGGCUUGGCAGUGACAACCUUCGGGAAGGAGCAGAGCAGAAGGUAGUAUUCAUCACGGGACGAGUCCACCCAGGGGAAACACCCUCUUCAUUUGUGUGCCAAGGGAUCAUUGACUUCCUCAUAAGCCAGCACCCUAUUGCCCGUGUCCUACGGGAACACCUGGUCUUCAAGAUUGCACCAAUGCUCAACCCUGAUGGAGUCUACCUGGGCAAUUACAGGUGCUCUCUGAUGGGGUUUGACCUGAACCGUCACUGGCUGGAUCCCUCUCCGUGGGCCCACCCUACCCUGCACGGAGUGAAACAGCUCAUCAUCCAGAUGUACAAUGACCCAAAAACAAGCCUGGAGUUUUAUAUUGACAUCCACGCCCACUCCACCAUGAUGAAUGGCUUCAUGUACGGCAACAUCUUUGAAGAUGAGGAACGAUUCCAGAGGCAGGCCAUUUUCCCCAAGCUCCUCUGCCAGAAUGCUGAGGAUUUCUCCUACUCCAGCACAUCCUUUAACCGGGAUGCUGUGAAAGCAGGAACCGGACGUCGCUUCCUCGGUGGGCUACUGGACCACACUUCCUAUUGCUACACCCUGGAGGUCUCCUUCUAUAGCUAUAUCAUCGGAGGUACCACGGCCGCUGUGCCCUACACUGAGGAAGCCUAUAUGAAGCUGGGAAGGAACGUGGCGAGAACGUUUUUGGAUUAUUAUCGGCUGAACCCCCUGGUCGAGAAAGUGGCAAUUCCCAUGCCGAGGCUGCGGAAAGAAAAGCCCCCUCCCUACAAGCACCCACUCCUGCGGGGCCCAGCCAGGAACCACCCCAACGGCAAAGGGGACAAGAAGAGCUCCGUGAACCACAAAGACCCUUCAAACUCUUUUUAAGGACAUGGAGUCCAGGAGGUCUUGUGGAGGCAGGAGCAUGCGUUUUCUGCUGGGGCAUGAAAUUAAUCACCCUUCUCUAGUUUCCAAGUUAAAGGGUGUGGAAUAAUGAAUAAGCUAGCGAAGGGGAAGGAAAAAUGAGAAACCUCACUGUCAAUUUUCCCUUUUACCAAUGGAAAAUCAAUUGUGGGACUUCAGCUUAAGGCUCAGGAACAAAAUAGGAGGCUCAAACCAAGUGAGUACAGAUGCUAUUUUCCCCAGCACAGAGAUCCUCACAGCAAGAGGAAAAGCUACACGUCCCUUUUGAGAGGUUUGACACAUCUCAGGUCAGUGCUUCCGAAGCCCCGUUACCUUUUAAAGUUGUAUACCUACCACAGGUGGUUACCUUCUAGACCAGGUGAAGCCCCGUUACCUUUUAACGUUGUAUACCUACCACAGGUGGUUACCGUCUAGACCAGGUGAUGGUUGUUCACGGUUUUAGAAAGGCCCCGUCCAUACCUCCUGAUCCAAAACACCAUCAGUGACUCCUACAACCCAAAGACAAAUAUGCCGUUGGGAACUGUAGGACAGAGUUGUUGAAAUCACAGGGGUCCGAGGCAUUUUGUCGUGGUGUCUCUGAGCUGCGUGCAUUCCCCAGUGACCUGGGUGCUUGAACUGAAACCGUAUUGGUCACUCAUUCCAAGAGGUCCGUCAUGGUUCAGAUCUCCAGAUCCUGGUGCCAGGGACCAAACCUGGCCCCUGAAGAGGUGGGUAUGGAUACUCUGCAAUAGGGGAAGGAUGACUGCCAGGUGAGGGAGAUGCAGAAGACAGGAGAAUGCCUCCCCCCACCCCAGGCAGGGGGCUGAUAAAAUAAAACAGCCGCAGUGGGGCUAAAUAUUGUGCAUUUUUCUAAAGAGUAAAGUGCCUUUGUAUGAUGAAUGGGUCCAGAGGAGUCUGCUCCCUUCCUUUCCGUGAAGCGGGCAGGCUGAGUCACCAUGACAGCCUGCUAAUUAAAAUGACCUCCCGGAAAUGAGGAUUCGGAGAUCGGGAGAGGAAGGAAGGCUCAGGGGAGAUAGGGGCCUUUAGCAGAAAGCUCCAGUUAAGCAUUCUUUUGCGUUGGGAUGGGGGAUUUUUGAAGUUUGUUGCAAAAACUGAGAGCAAAGCUUGUUCUCCCUUUGCUUAUUGGUUUUCAGAAAUGAUAACAAAGAACCAUAUGUUAGUUGGCUACAAAUGUUGUGUUGUAUAUAUAGCUUCUCCUCUGGGUUCUUUUCGCCCAGAGGAACACAAAUAAAGUGGUUUA